This is a messenger RNA of Vanrija pseudolonga, 267 nucleotides long. RefSeq lists its product as uncharacterized. The transcript has a single exon. The record is from RefSeq and is a predicted model, not a curated record. The coding region runs from base 1 to 267 and encodes 88 amino acids. NCBI's taxonomy places the organism in Eukaryota, Fungi, Basidiomycota, Tremellomycetes, Trichosporonales, Trichosporonaceae.
AUGCGCGCCACGUACCUCUUCGCCCUCCUCGCCGCCACGCUGGCCGCCGCGGCCCCCGCCCCCGCCACCGACCCCAACUCGGUCGAGAUGAUCGGCAUCGACGGCAACAUCAUCACCGUGCCCGCCGCCAACGUAACCUGGGGCUCUGGCGCCGCCGACUCGUCGCUGCACGCCCGCGCGGCCAAGUGCUCCAAGGGCUGGUCCGAGUGCUCCUGGAUCAACAAGUACGGCUGCUUUAUUGGCUGCUGCCGCCUGAUCAUUGUCUAG